This is a messenger RNA of Somion occarium, 851 nucleotides long. The record is from the annotation of a GenBank genome assembly. NCBI's taxonomy places the organism in Eukaryota, Fungi, Basidiomycota, Agaricomycetes, Polyporales, Cerrenaceae.
GUGUACCAAGUUGAAGUUGCGCGGAUUCGGAAGCUUUUGAAACGCAUCGCAGCAACCGCAGCUCCCUUCCGUCAUCGACCCAUAUAAUCAAUUCGAACUCGUCCACUUUUCCUCACGCCACUUUGCUUUUCACGUUUACGAUCGUCUGUCCACGACUCUUACGACAAACCUUGUUGUUCUACCAAUUCCGCCCUCAUCAUGUCUCGUUUUGAACGUCAUAUUCGCAGGGGCCAUCCUAUCGUGUUUGGCUUGAUUAUUCUCUUCAGCAUUAUUGAACUUUCGAUCUCCGCAUGGCUAGUGUCUCGUUUCAAUGCGCAUCACAACUAUCCAUCCACAGGCGUCCGAGAUAGAACUCGUUUUCUGCUGUUCACGUCGAUAUGGACAAUCGUCUUCUCAGUACCCUUCAUGUUCUUCUUCUGGCGUUCUAGUAGCUCUGGAGAAGAGUCCGUUCUAACGAGUGUGGGUGCUCACGGCGUAUUUCUCUUCAUAACUUGGGUAUUCUGGACGGCAGGCGCAGCAGCAAUCACUGCGGGCUUGAAUGGUGGUCUUGAUUGCUCUCGAGAUGAUAUAUCGUAUUGCGGUCAACAAAAUGCUCUUGAAGCUUUCGCUUGGAUCACAUGGAUCCUGGUGACCUUCGCCUUAUUCAUUGCUAUCUGGAGAGGGAUCUCUGCCUCUCGUCGCGGCGAUGGCAUGCGUGGCUCUCUUGUUUAGGCUGGACUCGUGCCCAAUUUACAUGUUUUUUUAUUAUUCUUCGUAUUAUAAUCCCGUGUUUGUUUAUAACUUCGGACUCUACGGACUGUCUUGUUUGUUGUGCUAUACUUUUUUCAAUAUCGAGUAGUGCUAGCUAAUGA